AUGGCAUCAAAUUUGAUGAAAAUGGUAAAGUUCAAUAACGGUCAGUUAUAUCCAAUCUUAGGUUUGGGAACUUGGCAGGCAUCAGCAAUCAUUGAUGACUCUCAACAACUCAUCAAUUCUAUAAAAAAUGCAAUUGACAUAGGAUAUCGUCAUUUUGACUGUGCUGCCAUUUAUAACAAUGAAAAAUUGUUGGGAAAGGCUAUAAAUGAUAAAAUUUUAGAGGGUGUUAUUAAAAGAGAUGAACUAUUUAUUACUAGUAAGCUUUGGAAUGAUAAGCAUAGAUCUGAGCUGGUAGAAGAAGCAUUGAAGAAUACUUUGAAUGAUUUAUGUUUGAGUUAUGUAGAUUUAUAUCUUAUCCAUUGGCCUUUUGGAAUUAGUGAAGAUUCUAAUGCUACUGACAGCGAAGGUCGGUUAUUAAGUUCUGGUAUCUCUUAUUUAGAAACUUGGAAAGCUAUGGAAGCAUGUGUUCAAAAAGGUCUCACAAAAUCAAUUGGAGUGUCAAAUUUCAAUAUUAAACAGUUAAAAGAUAUUUUAGAAAUAGCUACUAUUAAACCAGUUGUUAAUCAGGUUGAGUGCCAUCCUUAUUUAACACAAAAUAAACUGAAGGAGUUUUGUGAAAGUAAUGGUAUACUACUAACUGGUUAUGCGCCAUUAGGGUCAGCAAAAAGAUCAUGGGCAGGACCUGAAGAAGAUGCUAUUUUAGACGAACCUAUUGUAAAACAAUUAGCUGAUAAGUAUAAGAAAACCAAUGCUCAAAUAUUAAUAAAGUUCCAAAUCCAAAGAGGUGUUAUAGUGAUUCCAAAGUCAUCCAAUCCAGAGAGGCAGAAAGAAAAUUUUGAUGUCUGGGAUUUUGAGUUAACUACAGAAGAUAUAGGUCUACUCGAGUCCUUGAACAAAAAUGCUCGUUAUUUUGAAUUCAACACUGCAAAACAUUUGAAAGACCACCCGUUCCUCGAUGAAGCCUAA
Macrosiphum euphorbiae (potato aphid) is the source of this 966-nucleotide messenger RNA. The record is from the annotation of a GenBank genome assembly. Lineage: Eukaryota; Metazoa; Arthropoda; Insecta; Hemiptera; Aphididae.